Cylicostephanus goldi is the source of this 1306-nucleotide messenger RNA. NCBI's taxonomy places the organism in Eukaryota, Metazoa, Nematoda, Chromadorea, Rhabditida, Strongylidae. The record is from the annotation of a GenBank genome assembly.
GUGGUCCUUCAAGGGAUUCGCAUUUGAGCCGCGAGGAACGGGGACAAAAUCUUCAAUAUCGGGAUGUGAACAUGCAGAAUUAUAAAACCAUGAUCGAUGCUGCUAAGGACAACUUCGCGGACAUAGUUGUCGGCAAAGGACCUACGGAGGAAUGUACAAUCUGCUGCAAAGCGAGUGAUUUAUUCGGUGUUGGUCCAUGUCGCCAUCCUGUAUGUAUGGAAUGUGCGAUACGGAUACGAGUUCUGUCGAAUAAUCGCCAGUGUCCGGUUUGCAGGACAAAUAUGGAGACGUUGUGCUUCCUCUUCGUUUCGAGCAACCUCGAUGAGCAUUCGCUUUCUCUUCCAUCAUUAAAACAUCUUGACGAGGAUAGAUACGGACUGCGGUUCGAAAACGGCGAUGCCAUUUCUCGAUAUGAAAAGUACCUCGCCCAUGUUUGCAAGUUGUGCAAGAGCAACGAUGGGGAAAGAUUAGAGUUUCCUACUUUUGUGGCUUUGCGGCAUCAUAUGUCAAGUGUGCAUCAAUUAACUUAUUGUCAUAUAUGUACGGAGAACAUCAUACAAUUUUCUAGAGAGAGAAAAACUUAUACUCGCGACGGGCUCCAGAGACAUAUCCGUGCUGGGGACAGAGAUGACAGGAGCCUUAAAGAGCCAAAUGUCAAAGCAUGCUCACUUUCAUUUUCAGGUCACCCAUCGUGCUUGUUCUGCGAGCAACGAUUUUUCGACGAAGAGUUUAGGUACAAACACCUUCGCAAGGAGCACUUUUUCUGCCAGUUUUGUGAAACGGAGGGAAAACAUAUGAAUGUAUUUUUCAAGGCCAUGGGGAUCGCCUUCUCCAAUCAACUUGAUCUGAACUUGCAUAAGUCCAAGGACCAUAGCAAUCGUCGUGUGGGGUUGGGUCUUGAUUUCCAAUUCAAUGAUCGACAGCUCGCCGGUCCAUCACGCAUUCGACGCGAACCGCCCGCAGCUGUUCCGGUCGUUCGUACGGAUAAAAUUGCUGUUGUUCCGCGAGAAGAACCGGUUGCUCCUAGAAGAACCGAUGAGUUUGUGGUUGUCCCGUCGGCGCAAAGUACAAGUCGCAAUCGUACCGUGAGGUACAACGUUGCUCCAGCCUAUACACCGCUUAACGAAGAUUUCCCUAGUCUAGGCCCAAGUCUUCCGAGCUCACGUUCCGAUCCUGCUCUCACGACCUUGCGUCCUGAAAACUUCCCGCGAUUAAAUCGUGUCAAUCAUGCUGGUGCGAAACAGGCUCAGCAAAAUGGAGCCAUCCCUAGUGGGUCGCGGCAACAACCAAAUCCUCUGCAGUAAGU